AUGAUCCCAUUUCCAAGUGGGAGCGUUGAUAGUUUUGCGAACUUGCUUUCUGUCCCUCAAAACCUCCUUAAUGCUUCUCUACUGAAUGCGAAUGGGCUUAAUAUUCAAAGUCUUACAGGCCAGCCGUCUGGUCUACAUUUCGCUGGACACCCAUCCCCCAUGAGGAAUCUAUGUAUGGGUCUUGCCGUGCCAAUCAUUAAUGCAGCCAGCGUAAUCCCGGUUGCAAAUUUGGGAGUUGGUGUUUUGCCAUCUGUUCCUUAUGGGUCUGCAGGAUGCCUUAACCCACUUAUGUACUAUCAAGCUGCUGUAGGACAGACAAACCAGUCAUCCAUUCAUUCUCAUAAUACUGGGCCUCCCGAUUCAGCUGCUCAUACUAUUGUUCGCGGCCCUGUGUUGUAUAAAAGCGCGACCAAUCAAGAGUCCAGUACUACAAAAGGUAAAGAAGAAAGUCCACCAGAUCGGAUUGUAGCAUCAUAUGCUGCUGCAGCGCAUGCAGCUGCAUUAGCCUGUCAUCAACCGAUAUCUAGAGCUGCUGAAGCCUAUUUAGCAACAACCUCGAACAGUCGAUCAAGGCAUUCAUCAAAACGGUCUCGAACUGUAAAUCAUCAUUUGAUAAGUACAGCAGCCGCAGCAGCAACAGGAACAACAACUACCACAACCACGUUUACGGGGAAUAAUAAAUCAAAUAUUAUUAAUUAUGCUACAUCACUGUCUAGUUUAGCGUUAUUACCGUCAACGACAACAUCUCUUAUUCCAUCGGAGACAAAUUCUGAGGAGUCACAUCAAGGCUGGACUCGUAGAGUUGAUCGGAAAACUAAUAAUGUUGUGUAUAUAUCGUCUGAUGGUAUUCAUAUGCGUAAUAUUGAUGAUGUGUACGCCUAUUUAUCAGCGAAAUACCCGUCAGAGUGUUGUUUGAGUAAUCCAAGCGUUAAAGAAAUGAUUGCAACCCAGUUUAUAUUUACCCCAACAAAUAAUAGUAAUAACACCAUACAUUCACUUGCAGAUACAAUAAAGUUUGUGCAUAGUUUACAAGUAUCUGCUUUAAAGAAUAAUACAAAACACGAUGAUAAUCAUGAUGGCAAUACUGUAAGUCAACUGAACACUACUCACUCUCCAAGCAAAUCAUCUACUACUGAAAAUAGUGUACAUAACUACUCAUCGCCAGAGAAGACAUCCUCCAUUUGUCGUAUAAAUUUCAAUCCUGAUCAUCAUUCAGCAAAUUAUGGUACUUUACCAGCAGCGAAACGAUCAAAAUUAUCUGAUGAUACAACUUCUUGUGCUGCUGUGAAUGGCGGCGAGUCUAACGGAUUGUCUGUAUCAUUAUCAUCAUCGUCGUCAAGUGAUGAUUAUUCCACUGUCUGUUGUUCCACACAGUCCUCUAUUUCUUCUGCUUCUUCCAAUCCUAUUGAAUGCUCUGUAAAACAGGAUCUUUCAAAUGUGAGCAAUACUCUUGACACUUUGACAACAGAUGAUAGAGCAGCGUGUUGUAUACAGUCGAGUGAUGUCGACAGGGAUCAAUGCCACUCAACGCCACUGGCAAACAAUCGAGAUUUCAACAAUAAUAAUAAUAACAACAGUGAUGAAACAAUUCCAACGUCGUUGUCCACCAACACGACUCAUACAAAUGAUUAUGAUGGUGAUAUAUCUAAUAGAACUAGUCAAAAUAACAUUGUACAGAAUGGUAAUAUUAAUAAUAAUAGUAAUAAUAUAAUUGCAAAGCUUACCACUGAAACCCUGACAACUGGUGCUCUGCGUACAUCUAUGCCAUCAUUUACCACUGAAAUUGUCCCGUCAGUUUUUGCACCCAAUAACAAACAAGUAGUAGAUUUAACAAAUUUACAGAUGACAGAUGAUCCGUGUCAGCUGAAUUUGAUCACUACUGGUUCAUUGAAUGCUUUACAACAACAACACAACGCAACAACUUCAUCCUUUACUGCUUGA
Molecule: messenger RNA, 1941 nt
Organism: Trichobilharzia szidati
Lineage: Eukaryota; Metazoa; Platyhelminthes; Trematoda; Strigeidida; Schistosomatidae
Source: the annotation of a GenBank genome assembly